Molecule: messenger RNA, 468 nt
Organism: Wickerhamiella sorbophila
Lineage: Eukaryota; Fungi; Ascomycota; Dipodascomycetes; Dipodascales; Trichomonascaceae
Product: Iron-sulfur cluster insertion protein ErpA
Exons: 1
Coding region: 1-468 (155 amino acids)
Biological process (GO): iron-sulfur cluster assembly
Cellular component (GO): mitochondrion
Molecular function (GO): 2 iron, 2 sulfur cluster binding; iron ion binding; 4 iron, 4 sulfur cluster binding
Source: RefSeq, a predicted model, not a curated record
AUGCUUCGACUUCGACUGCUGCAGACGCUGCGACGGUCGCCGGGUGUGGCGCACCGGUUUGUGCAUUCGACGCUGGGCGCCGACGCUACGAUAGUUGCGCAGCCGUUCAAGAACGACGCCGGCAAGCUGCUGCGCGUGUCGCUGACCGAGACGGCAGUGGCGAAACUGAACAAAAUCAAGCACGACGACAACCGCCCUGAUCUGCACCUGCGCAUCAAGGUCGAGUCCGGGGGCUGCCACGGGUUCCAGUACAUUUUCGACCUCAAAGACAAGGACACCAUCACCUCCUCGGACAGUAUAUUCACCCGGGACGGGGCCCAGGUCGUCAUCGACCACGAGUCGUUGAAGCUGCUCCAGGACUCGACCGUCGACUAUGCCACCGAGCUCAUUGGCUCUCAAUUCAAAGUCACCUCGCCGCACACCUCGUCCGCCUGCGGCUGCGGCUCUUCCUUCUCCCUCGACCCCUAG